Molecule: messenger RNA, 2092 nt
Organism: Raphanus sativus (radish)
Lineage: Eukaryota; Viridiplantae; Streptophyta; Magnoliopsida; Brassicales; Brassicaceae
Product: UPF0725 protein At1g02770-like
Exons: 6
Coding region: 580-1251 (223 amino acids)
Source: RefSeq, a predicted model, not a curated record
UUGCCAGAGGCUCGUAGAGGAGAACCGUGUUGGAACAUCAUCGACUCGAGCCUAUCGAAGCGUGCGUUGAGAGAGUCAUGUUGGGACUUGACUUCCACAGCAAGGAUGUGGUGAAGAGAUCUCAUCUCGUCUGACUUGUUCGGUGAGGGAGCGUUCCUGGAGGCGUGUUUCUACCAUCGUACCGAGGGUCGAACGAAAUCUGAUACCAAUGAGACAUCGGGGGUGAGUGUGUGAGAUAAGUCUAAUCUAGGAGCUAACCGAUAGCCCUAAAAGAGGUGAAUACUAGCCUAGAAGGAGACUACAAAGGAAGAAGAGUCACCUCGAAGGUACUAGAUCCUUAGAUGUAAGAGCAGAAGUUUGAGAGGUUUGGAUGAUUAAUAAUUUCUUAGAUAACUACUGCAAAUGCAGGAAAAGGGGUACAAAUACUAGAGUUUUGGGGUCUCACUAACGGUCUAACAAUGACCUGUCAAUGAUGACUAGAAAGCAUAAAGCAAAACGGUAAAGUAAAAGCAGAAAUGAACUGUAAGCUCAGCAUAUUUGAAGGAUAUUCUGUUGCGAUAAAGUUGGAGAGCAUGACUCAUGCUGACUCAUGCUGUGACAAUUCAGGGUACAAACUUCGAACUACAAGAUUUGAUCAAAUUCAACAUGCGGUAUUGUGGUGCUUCUUCCUUCUACAUCACUUUGGUGGCGGUUGAUACAGUUACCCGCGGUCCGGCACAAACCUUUCAGGUUUGUGCUGAUGAAAUGUGUUUGGGCUAUCUGAAUGUGGAUUGUUCCCUUGCCCGUAUUAAAGGAGGUGGUGAGACAACCGGUGUGUUGGCAUUGCAUGGUGGUGGUGGUGGUGGUGGUGCUAUUGAGAGAGCAUUGCCUAAUUGGCCUUCAGAUGCUGAGAUCCAACGCCUUUACACGGUAGAUACAUCAGAGUUGCCCAGCACCCACUGGAUUCUUCUGUACCUCGAGCUUGUUCUUUGCAUUGAAUAUGGGAACUAUGGGAACUUUUCAGAGGAGAAAGUCUCCAGUCUGGAGCUUGUGAAGGUGGCUAUAGAAACUGACGAUGAGACUCCUCCGCUCCAGGCCAAAAGUUCAGUCCUCUAUAUAGCUUUUAGAGGACUGGCUAUUGAUGAGUCGGUUGAACAGAAAGUUGUGAUCAAAAGCCUGUUCAACGAGCUUACAGGAUCUUUGGCUCUCCAGGGUAUCUUACUCAAAGACGAAACUCCUAUGAAUUUGGAAGAGUACUUCAAGCUUUUUUAAAUAUAGGCAGGCGUCUCUUAAGGACACUAUCUGUUUUUUUUUUCUUUUUUAAUUAUAACUAUUUCUGUGUUUGCCUUUGGAUUUGAGUAACAAAAAACAAUUCAAGCAAAAAUAAUCUAAGGAUAAAAUCAUAUGAUCUACGAACCAAUGAUCUUUAAGCCUCACGUUAUCUUGAGGACAAAAGCGAAAGAUUAAAGAAAGAAUCAAGAAGAAGCAGAGUUGUCAAAAGUAGAACCGACGUGGUGGAUUACGAAUCCAUAGAUUUUGCGUUUCAGUCGUUCAAUCUUGUCCGUUAAAUGCAUUGUUGUGAUCUGGUUUUCUUGGUCAGAUACGACACGGUCCAACCACUCGUUGACUUGUUUCAGCUGAGACAGAACGGCAGCUAUGGAACUACCGUCUAAAGGCCGCGCAUUUUUGUUGUCUAACGACUCUUCCACGAACCCAAUGAACCACGUUUGCAUCUCAGAUCUUGAAGAGCAAACCUGUCUUUGUAGAAGGUCCGGGAGAGAGGCGAGGAGACGUUUGUUUCUUCACUGAAGAUGGUGAUUCUAGGCUGUUCUGGCUUUUGACUAGUGAGACCACCUCGAGGUUAGUUGCUAAUGCAGCUUCAACCCAAAGAGAGACUGGACUUCGUUGAUCAGAUGAAGACCGAAAACUAUCUUCAGAAACAAUCUGACUGUAUUUCGUAACAUCUCCAUAGAUUGUCAAAAACUUGUUGAUGAUUCGCAAUGGAUUCUCCUGUUUGGAGGCUGAAGAAAGCUCAGCGAAUUUACUGUAAUAUCCACCACAAAAUGGUGUGUCAAAGACCAAAUGAAAGUUGAUUGCCAAAAGUUUUUCAAUU